This is a messenger RNA of Diorhabda carinulata, 6249 nucleotides long. RefSeq names its product ADP-ribosylation factor-like protein 8 (gene Arl8). Bases 151 to 711 code for a protein of 186 amino acids. Lineage: Eukaryota; Metazoa; Arthropoda; Insecta; Coleoptera; Chrysomelidae. The record is from RefSeq and is a predicted model, not a curated record. Gene Ontology annotation, molecular function: GTPase activity; GTP binding. The transcript has 4 exons. Gene Ontology annotation, biological process: anterograde axonal transport; protein transport. Gene Ontology annotation, cellular component: lysosomal membrane.
CGAAUGUUAUGACAGUGAUAAUAGGUUUGACAGACUUGUCUUGACAUUUCGACAGGGUGUCAAUUUACGUUUUCGAUUUUUAUUUAUCAAGUUUAAAAUAAAUUCUUAAAUAGUUGUUAAAUACACGUAAAUUCAGAGUAACUAUUCAAGAUGUUGGCUUUAAUGAACAGAAUAUUAGACUGGUUCAAAAGUCUUUUUUGGAAGGAAGAAAUGGAACUAACAUUAGUCGGGCUGCAGUAUUCAGGAAAAACAACUUUUGUUAAUGUGAUAGCGUCUGGGCAGUUUAGCGAAGAUAUGAUUCCAACUGUAGGAUUCAAUAUGAGAAAAAUUACAAAAGGCAAUGUCACAAUCAAAGUUUGGGACAUUGGAGGUCAACCAAGAUUCAGAUCAAUGUGGGAACGAUACUGUAGAGGAGUUAACGCCAUUGUGUACAUGGUGGAUGCUGCAGAUCCUGAUAAAAUUGAGGCUUCCAGAAAUGAGCUUCACAGUUUAUUAGAUAAACCACAGCUAGCUGGCAUUCCUGUAUUAGUGUUAGGUAAUAAAAGAGACAAGCCACAAGCAUUAGAUGAAAAUGGCCUAAUUGAAAGAAUGAAUCUUUCGGCCAUUCAAGAUAGAGAAAUCUGCUGCUAUUCAAUAUCUUGCAAAGAAAAAGACAACAUUGACAUCACACUACAAUGGCUCAUUGCACACUCUAAAUCUGGUAUGCGUUAAUUAUUUAUAGAAUUGUAGUAUAUAUUAUAAAAAGUGCUAAAUUUUAAGAAACAUCCUUCUUGAACAAAGUAAACAUAUUUACAAUUACUCUUGGUCCUUGGAGAUUAUAUUGUUGUUUCAUACAGUGAUAUUGAAAUUUUAAAAGCGUGAUUAUUUUAUUUGAACAAGUAUGGUGAAAUAUUGGACAUUCUAUAUAUAAAAUUAGUUUUCUGACAACAUACAAAAAGUACUUGAUAUUUCACUCCACGGAAUAACAGUAAUUUGUGGAUUUUGUAACUAUCAACUGUUUUAUGUAAGUCUUCAAGCAAGUAUACUGUGUGAAACAGGUGUGGAAACCUGAUAUUUCAUGCUAUUAUGAAAUAUUCUAUUUUCCUUACUAACAGCACAAUAUACUAUUUAAGCUUCUAUAACUGAAAAUUGCAGUUCAUGAUAAAUAAUUAACAUGAAAAUCAAUUUUUUUUGCUUAGAUUAUGGACAAAAAAAUUAUAAUGUAAUAUUUGAGAUAAUAUUCUGCAGAUUACAAAACCGAGCCUUGAACAAAUAAUUAUUUGAUUAAACUUUCAUAUAAUGAAUUUUUUUUUGAUAAGUAAACAGUUAAUAUUUUUUCUUUACCUUAUUUUGAGAACUACAAUAUGAUACAAGAACGCAUAAAAAAGUUACGAAUUCUAAGAAAUAUGACAUUUGAUGUUAUUAACUGUCUUUUGUAAUCUUAUUUUAUUUGGUCUAACCAUUUCUUUCUUGGUCUAACCCUUAUUGUUUUUAUAGUAUUACUAACCUCUAUAAUUUCUCUUGCUCUUCUGACUUUAUUUUCUUGAUCUGUCCACACCAAUUAUUUGUGUAUUAUUGUUUAUUCUACUUUUAUUUAUUCUUAUUAUGUCACCUUUGUAAUUCCUUUGUUCUUUAUCUUAGUUUUCUCACUAUUCUUCUCAGGUCAUAUUGUUUGUCUUGUUUUUGUUUCAAUUAUAAUUAGUCAAAUUAAUUUUAAUAUGUUCAAAAAUUCAUUGGCUCAUCGAAGCCAAGAGGAUAUUUAUUGUUGAAAAUGGUCUAAUAUGAUUUGGCUCUUAUAUUGGAAGAAGAAAUUUCGAUUGGAUUCUGUUAUUUAUUGUUAAAUUAAACAAUUUAUAUACAGGUAGCAAAUAUUUUUUUCAAAUUGCAAUUAUUAAGAUUUAAUUGAAAAUUUUGAAAAUGUAUUUAUUGAUAAACUAGUUCCAGUAACUAAUACACCUUUUUUAAAAAUCUUUAAUGACACCAUUCUUGUUUUAAAUUCAAUCAGCUGUGUUAAAUAGCUUAUAAAUGUCAUGCUAAUGUAUAUCAAAUAUAUUUUUGAUGUUGCUUUUUUUCAGUUAAAGUUACUUAGAAAGCACAAAACAAGACCAUAGGUAAAUUUUACGAAUUUUACCUUAAUAGAUUUCAAAUAAUUGUUGAUAAAAAGUACCUAUUUGCGUAGUCAAAUCAAUAUUUUUUCCAUAAAACUAUCUUUAGGUUUUGUCAUAUUGUGUUCGGCCUUUUCAUAAAUUCCUACACAAAAUCACACUAAUGAGAUAGUAUAUAUAAUACUUAUACUGUUUUUGUAUACACAUAAUAGGAUAAAAACAACUUAAACCAGUUAAAGAAUGUAAAAUAUGUUGACUUUGAUCAGUUUUGGUUUUUGAUGUGAAAAGAUCUUGGACCAGUUCGAAUUGAUCAGUGGACCAGUAUAGUUGAAUGAAAAACCAAAACAAAAAUACAUUCUCUCUAAGAAUAAUUUCUCCUAACAACCUAUUAACAAUUAUUAAACAUCCCGAGGAAACAUAUAUUUCCAGUUUGGGUCAAUUAAUCUAACAUAUAGUUGCUUUUUUACUUAAAAAGUUUCCACGGUUUAGCACCAUCUUUGGUUUGGUAUAGUUUGCUUUCUUGGAGUCGUUUCUUUCCAUUUGCUCUAAAUUAAAAAAGGAUUUUUCAAAAAAAUUUCAAAAUUUAAAAGCGGCGAUUGAACGUUAAAAAUGGAAAGGUAAUUCAAUUACGGUAGAUGCAAGCACUAACUCAGCCUUGGUAAUAAUUUUGUGCUAAAUUUAUCCAAUAAUUCACCACCUUCCUCUUCGUCCAUCAAAAGAUUUGAAUCGGGCGGUUCAAUAUAAAUUUCCUGAAUAUCAAUAUCAUCAUAGGCUAACUGAAUUGCUUCUUCCAAAGUCAAUCUAUGUGUAUAAGAAAGAAAUAUAAGAUUUAAGAAAUUUUCAAUAUUUUGUGUAAUGUAAUAUGUUUUUAGGACACUAUAUACAAAAAAUAAUGUAUUAUUUUCUAAAAAUCUAAGGACAAAAUGCAGGGCUGACUAUUUUACAAUAUAUUUCAAUUUAAUACUAAAACUAAAUAAAAUUGUAACACAGUAAUAGAAAGUCCAUUUUUUGUCACUUUAAACUUUAAGGUUAGGCUUAACAGUUCCUUUCUAAAACUCAAUGCACUACUUUGUAAACACGCGUCUCUAUGCUUUUUUUUGACAUUCAACGAUAGACUGACCCACACAACAUAACAAGGGUAUGUUCUGUGGACUGACUGCUGCUGAUUACAUUCCUUCAUAGCAAUAUCGCGCUGCUGCCGUAUUUUAAAUUCAUUCUUCAGCGAUACAUAUGAGUAAUGCUUGCAGUUGAUGGGUUAAAGUGGAGAAUCAUAUUUAUACAUUUAACGUAAAUCAAUAAAUCAUGAUCAGAUUGCAAAUAAUAUUAAAUAACAGUCUUAUCAAGGGUACGAUUCUUAUUGCCUCAUAAAAAGAAUAUCAUUUUAUGAAUACAACGCUAUUUUGAAGUUAGGUUUCAUCGUAUUCUUUGUACUUUUUGUUACUAUUUAAUGGUUUUAUAUGGGUUAAAGUAGAGACACUACUACUAGAUCUUCGUAGCCAAUUGUUUUAGUGUAGCUUCCAAAAUGUACAUUUAUUUGGAUAAAUUAGCUGAGAAAGUCUUUUUUUAAAUGGUAAAUGCAUAUACUGCAGGAUUUUAAACUUUUUUGUCUUCUGUAGUGUAUAAAAAAAAUUCAAUAAAAUUCUGUCUCCCAAAUAUGUGCUAGCAAUGUAUUAAGUAAUUUCAUUAACAAAAAUAAAGUAACACCCAGUAUAUACGAACCAGGUUUGGCUUGUUUAGACACACUGUAUGACAGACAGACGAAAUGAUGUGUAAAAAAAUAUUUAAAGGGAUUCGAGAAGUAGUCAUAAUGAAAAUAAAUUUAUCCCAUUAGUUAUUGGAGAAAUUUUUUUAGAGAGCAAGAACUAUUCACUAAACACUUUUAGGAUAUUCAUUAUGCUGAUGAUUGUAGAAUGUAAGUUAAAUAUAAUAAAAAGUGCAAAGGGUUCCAAAAAUGUAUAAUCUUCCUUGGACAAUAUAUUCAAAUAAUUUUGGCUUAGAGUUGUGCUACUUGUGCCAUAGAUCGCCUAUAUUCAAAAGAUUUCCGACAAUGUUAUUAAUUUUAAACAAAUUGGCGGCAUCUAGGGAUGUGAACUUUGACUAAUAAUUUCAUCUCCAUCACAGAAAACUGGCAAUUUCAAUUUUUAUUAUUGGUUAUUUCAGGGUUAUUCAUACUACAUGUUACCUCGGAACAAGUAAUAAAUUGUCAUUUAUUUUUUUGUUUCAAAAUAGGUGUCAAACUUGCAUAUAUUCAAGAUAUUAAUCACAAAUAUACAUAAUUAAAUUUUGAUAAGUAAAUGCAAAAAAUAAAAAUCUGACACCUUAGAAUUGUAAUGUUACGUAAAAUUUUAUAAAAUCAGUGAAAUGAUAAUUCUUCAAUCAAUUCUAGAAAAAAUAUUAAAGAAACAAAAAUUAAAAGUUGAAAAAUAUAUUGGGUUGGUAACAAAGCAAUUUCAAUUUUAUAGUAUAGAAUAAAAUACUUUUUUUAACAAAUCAAUGAAUUUUUGGCCAUCUUUCUUUCAGCUUCAUGAUCCCGCGCUAAUAACAUUUCUGGUCCUUAUCAGCAUAAAACUGAACCAGUUGCGAUUGAAGGUCAUCGUCAUUUGUGAAAGUUUGAUCAUUCAAAGAACUUGGCAAACUUGUAAUCAAAUGGUGCCAGAUCAGGGCUGUAUAGGGGAUAUGGCAUACCUUCCCAGCUAAGCUCCAAUAGUUUCCCACGAGUUGCCAAAGAUGUCUGAGGCCUUGCAUUAUCAUAGUGGAACAUUAAAACGUUCCAAUUUGACAAUUCUGGCCGUUUUUAUUUAAUUGUUUUAACCAGUUUCAUUAAUUGUUGACAGUAAACAUCAGAAUUGAUCGUUUGGUUCCUUGUAAUCCCACCAAACUGAAAGCAUGAGAUCUUUUGUUCUUUUUCAGCUUUCGAUGUGGUUUGUGCUGGUUAAUCGUAUUUGUUCCAUGAUCUUUUUCGAACUAUGUUACUGCACAAGACUCAAUUUUCAUCACCAGUGUUGAUUCUUAUCAAAAAAGGGUCGGUUUCAUUUCGUGCAUAUUGCGUGUGUUAAAUGAAUUUCUUUCAAUUCGUGAAGUACCUAAAUAUCAAGCUUCUUAACUAGCCCAAGACAUUUUAAGUGUUUUUCAAUUGUUGUGUGCAAUAUAUGUAUUGUCUUCGCAAACAAUGGAACAGUUUUAUGACGAUCCUUAAGCAAGACUCUCUAUCAGUAAAAAGCGAAAGUACUUAGUUGCAAACCUUAUAUUUCGAAAUAAAAAAAUGCGUACAAAAUCUCACCACAAAUAAAACAAUUUAUAACUUGAAUGUGUAAAAAAGGUACAGUUAAUACAAAACCAGCUCAAUGGUUAGGAAUUAACAAGUAUAAAAUAAAUUUUAAAAACAGUGCUUCAUCAAUACGAAAUAAUUAAUAUAAAAUUAACUUUAACUUUUCUGAUCUGAGUAAAACGUCUAUAAAAUAGGUGGUUUUGUGCACAUUUAUACUUUGAUUAUUUUUAAUGAAUAAUUGCUGCCUUUUGAUUUUUUAUGACCAGUUGGUUAUGAAAUACAACCAUUUUGCAAAAUUUCAUUUCAUACACAUGUAUUUUAAAAUUAUAUUUGUCUAAUGGAAGAAAUAUAAUUUUUUCAAUACUAUGCAUUGGGUAAUUAGGAUUUUAUUAUAUUUUUGGUACUCAUUGUAUUAUAUGUUGCUGGUUUUAUAUUGGAUGAAAGUGGAAACACUACUGUAAUAUAUUUAUUGCUUGUUAGUCUCGAAAAUUCAGAAUUUUAGAUCCUAUCAAUAAAUUUUUUAGUGUAGCGUUUAAAAUAUGUUUAUUUCUAUAUUAUGUGUAUGUUAUUAAUAUUAUGCUGAGUUAUCUAGUGAGAUUUUUUUAUAUUUACAAUAUAUUGAUUAUUUUCAUAGUUUUCCACUAAUUUUGGAUUACCGAUUAGAAAUUUGAUAAUUUCAAAUAUAAAAAAAUAUAUUGUGGAAGUUAAAAACAAUUUUUUAAUAAACUCCCGUGUAAAAUUGAUAUUGUGUUUUAUUCAACAAUUUAAUAAGCAACUUUUUGUCAACCCAUAAUAUCGAUUUUUAUUUUUAAUUUCUUCAAUUGUGGAAUUUUUGUGCAGAAUUGUACUAUAGACAUUAAUAAUUGUCUUUUUAUAAAUAAAAACAUUGAAAAACGA